This is a messenger RNA of Hermetia illucens (black soldier fly), 825 nucleotides long. RefSeq names its product trypsin beta-like. The record is from RefSeq and is a predicted model, not a curated record. The coding region runs from base 32 to 772 and encodes 246 amino acids. Gene Ontology annotation, biological process: proteolysis. Gene Ontology annotation, molecular function: serine-type endopeptidase activity. The transcript has a single exon. Lineage: Eukaryota; Metazoa; Arthropoda; Insecta; Diptera; Stratiomyidae.
UGUUGAUUCUCAGUUCAGUUUUGAAUUUGGAAUGUAUCGAAUUGUUGCGUUUCUGCUGGGCCUGCUUGCCUCCCAAGGGUAUGGAUUUAAGAUCCAACCGCGGAUAGUUGGUGGUAGAACUGCAGCCAUCACAACUUAUCCGUACCAGGUAUCCAUCAUCGCGGAUGGCAACCAUAUUUGCGGUGGGGCUAUCAUCAAACCGUCUACAAUCAUAACUGCGGGCCAUUGCGUAUACGGUCGUUCCGCCACCGAGCUCAGCAUUAGAGCUGGAUCGGAUUACAGGACUUCAGGUGGUGUCGUCGUUCAAGCGAGUGGUUACAAAACACAUCCAAAUUUCAAUAGGAACACACUAACCUUCGAUGAGGCAUUGAUAUAUCUGAAGACUCCUCUUACCUACAGUUCGAAAAUUCGACCCAUUCAGCUGAUCAAUCGAGGUUUACGCGCUAAAGAUACUGCUAAAGUUUCCGGCUGGGGAACAACCUCUGAGGGUGGCCAGUUAUCUGAAGUUCUUCGAACUACAAGUUUUCCUAUUGUAUCGCGUGCAAGAUGCAAACGCAUCUAUAAGAAGGCCCUUACUCGGAGCAUGUUCUGUGCUGGGAGGAUGGUUGGCGGUCGAGAUACUUGCCAAGGAGAUUCUGGCGGACCAUUGACAGUGGAUGGGAAGCUUGCUGGUGUCACUUCAUACGGAAAUGGAUGCGGAAAACGUGGCUAUCCUGGAAUUUAUACUAGAAUCAUCGCUACGAGGAAAUGGAUCAUUAGAAAUGCAAAGUGAUAGAUUUCAUUGUGGUUGAAUAGAAAAUUACUUUUGUGUAAAUUCGCAAUUUU